AUGUUCUAUAAAAAAUGGCAGGGGGCCUAUAAUACAACGAGGAAAGGACAAGAAAAAAAGCAUUUAUACUUGUGGGAAAUUGUUCAUUCUUUUUUCUUUCUCUGCUUCCUGUUUCCAGCUGAAGUAUACAUAGGAAUUAGAAAACCUGCAGAAGCCACUGCUUGUACUCAGGAAGCUGCUAACCUCUUUCCUAUGUCUCACAAUGUUCUCUACAUGAGAGGUCAGGUGGCAGAAAUUCGGGGAAAUACGGAUGAAGCCAAGCGCUGGUAUGAAGAGGCCUUAUCUAUUAGCCCUACGCAUGUCAAAAGUAUGCAAAGAUUGGCUCUAAUUCUUCAUCAGCUUGGCCGGUACAGCUUGGCCGAGAAGAUCCUUCGGGAUGCUGUCCAGGUGAACUCAACGGCCCAUGAAGUUUGGAAUGGCCUUGGGGUGGUUCUGCAAGCUCAGGGUAAUGAUGAUGCAGCCACAGAAUGUUUCCUGACGGCACUGGAGCUUGAAGCCAGUAGCCCUGUUGUCCCUUUCACCAUCAUCCCUCGAAUCCUUUGAAAGGCAGGCUGCUCAUCCUGCUUCAGCUGAACUUGAGAAUGUGAGCUAAUCUUUCCUUCUGACUCCAAGGGGCAGCUCUUCACCCUGAGAGGUAACAAAUACAACUGCAGGCAAUCUGCUCAUUUCUGUCGGGUGUCCAACGUGGGAAAGCAAUAUAGGAUGUAAAUCAGUGAAGAAAAAUUAGAAAAGAGAAGGAAAUAAACACACAUGCACACUUUAAGCCACCAUGUAUGUAUUGUCUACAUUUUUGCCACAUAGUCAUUUCGAAACCUGAUGCUUAUUGUUCAAAUGGAUAUUGUGCCAUAUUUUGUUAGGUGACAUCAGAGUGUUAUGUAAAAACUCUAAAUAGAAUCAGUGAUAGAUAAUAGAUUCAGGUUAAAAAUUCAGUGGCAGAGCAAAGCCUAUUUUUAACCAAGCCUGUCAAAGACCUGUUCUCUUCGUGGCUUUCAACCUCUCUGGAGCUCAGAAUCAAAAUGUGAAAUUUGCUGUGUUCCAUCUUGUAUGGUAGUCCAGCCCAGCAAAUCAGCUGAAAGGUUAUGUUUUGAGUUGUUAAUAGCUGUGAUGUGUAGCUAAUUGUUAUUUCUUGUAUUUAGAAGAAAGGUUGUGUACAAGAAUAUUUAUAUUUUACCAGCGUAUGCCUGUUGAAAUGAAAAAGAAAUGAAAAUAUUAGUUAUUUAAGUUUAACUUUUUUAUGUGAAUCCAGAGUUUAUUUAUCAAUGGAAAUAUGUAAAAAAGAUGCUAAAAAUAGAAUAUUUACCGACAUUCCUUAUGAAGUAUACACUACCUUGGCUCAAUGGAAAGAUUAUGUUAAUAAUAAAAUAAUUUUUG
Thamnophis sirtalis is the source of this 1371-nucleotide messenger RNA. The record is from RefSeq and is a predicted model, not a curated record. NCBI's taxonomy places the organism in Eukaryota, Metazoa, Chordata, Lepidosauria, Squamata, Natricidae.